Messenger RNA from Neodiprion fabricii, 4337 nucleotides. Its product is annotated as glucose dehydrogenase [FAD, quinone]. Gene Ontology annotation, molecular function: flavin adenine dinucleotide binding; oxidoreductase activity, acting on CH-OH group of donors. The record is from RefSeq and is a predicted model, not a curated record. Bases 443 to 2320 code for a protein of 625 amino acids. The transcript has 5 exons. Lineage: Eukaryota; Metazoa; Arthropoda; Insecta; Hymenoptera; Diprionidae.
CAACACUUCAGUCUCUACCUUUCUCCGACUCGGUACGUACGGCAUUGUCUCGAAAGGCCUCCACGUGUUCUUGGAGAGAUGCUGCCGUGACAGGUUUUACGUCGAAGCCUUUGAUUCCGUAGUGACGUACAAAUUCAAACCGCAAUCUCUCUGACGAAAUUUGCAAUUCGGUUAACUACAGGAUACGCGAUGGGGAAAUAGUUCCCACGUGAGUAAAACUCACACCGUUGACAAGAAGUGAAAUCAAGCCAAGAAAUGAAAAUAGGUGAAAAACUACUCGACGGGAUGAACAUGUAUAAAAAUACUCCGAGCAACGGAUAAAAUCGAUUCGAAGAAGUGACUCGCUUAACCGGAAGUGAAAAAAUGAUAUAAAAUGAACCACAAUAUAAUGAAAGUGAAAGGUUAUAAAUUCGUGAUAAAGUACUGAAAGUAGAAGUAAAAAAUGGCGGCGGGUCUGCUGGCCGUUAUAACUGGGGCCAUAAAGGCGGCGACGCUGCUUUUGGGGGUGGGAAAAGUGGCGUUCAUUCCAACGCUGAUAGUGGCACUCGCUUAUUACAACUACGAUUUGAUGGAUCCCGAAAAUCAGCCGCGAGUUGCGCGAGUUCUGCGCAAGGAGUACGACUUUAUAAUCGUGGGGGGUGGAUCGGCCGGAAGUGUCCUUGCGAACCGUUUGACGGAAGUCCCAGAGUGGAAUGUCUUGCUUCUCGAAGCCGGAGGAUACGAGACCGAAAUCACCGACGUCCCGAUCCUUUCCUUGUACCUUCAUAAGAGCAAAUACGACUGGAAGUACAGGACCCAGCCUCAGGACUCGGCCUGUCAAGCCAUGGUCGACAAACGAUGCUGCUGGACGAGGGGAAAGGUCCUCGGGGGUUCGAGUGUGCUGAACACGAUGCUGUACAUCAGGGGUAAUCGGCGAGACUUUGACCAAUGGGAAAGUUUUGGUAAUUAUGGAUGGGGAUGGGACGACGUUUUGCCGUAUUUCAAGAAAUCCGAGGAUCAGAGGAAUCCCUACUUGGCACGCAACACCAAGUAUCAUAGUACAGGUGGUUACUUGACGGUCCAAGACGCGCCUUUCAACACUCCGCUGGGAGUGGCCUUCCUGCAGGCAGGUGAAGAAAUGGGCUAUGACAUAGUGGACGUGAACGGAGCCCAACAAACGGGUUUCGCGUUCUACCAAUACACGAUGAGGAGAGGAACGCGAUGCAGCGCGGCGAAGGCGUUCAUCCGUCCGAUAAGGAGUCGUAAGAACCUGGAUAUAGCGCUCUGGUCCCACGCCACCAAAGUGCUGACGGAUCCCGAAACGAAGCGAGCCUACGGAGUGGAGUUCAUCAGAGAGGGUAAGCGGCAGGUCAUCUUCGCCCAGAAGGAGGUGAUCCUCUCGGCCGGAGCUAUAAACUCACCACAGCUGAUGAUGCUCUCCGGAAUCGGGCCCAGUAAGCACCUGGAGGAGGUUGGGAUCAAGGUCGUUCACGACGCACCUGGCGUCGGACAAAAUCUGCAGGAUCACAUCGCGGUUGGAGGCUUGGCUUUCCUGAUCGAUCACGAGAUCAGCGUGGUUAUGAGCCGGCUGGUGAACAUCAACUCAGCGCUGAGGUACGCGAUAACCGAGGACGGACCUUUGACAUCGAGCGUAGGACUGGAAGCGGUGGCUUUCAUAUCGACGAAGUACGCGAACGCGAGCGACGACUGGCCCGACAUGGAGUUCAUGCUGACAUCCUCCUCGACUAACUCGGAUGGUGGAACGCACGUGAAGAAUGCGCACGGACUGACAAAUGAGUUUUACAACGAGGUCUUCGGCCGGAUCAACAACAAGGAUGUCUUCGGGGUGUUCCCAAUGAUGCUGAGACCCAAGUCGCGCGGAUUCGUAAAGCUCAAGUCGGCCAACCCUCUCGACUAUCCGAUCAUGGUUCACAACUACCUGACGCAUCCGGACGACGUCGACGUUCUUCGGGAGGGUGUCAAGGCCGCCGUUGCCUUCGGGGAAACAGCGACCAUGCGCAGGUUUGGAGCCAGGUUUCAUAGCAAGCCAGUGCCCAACUGCAAGCACAUCCCGCUGUUCACGGACGAUUAUUGGAACUGCGCCAUCAGGCAGUACACCAUGACUAUUUACCACAUGAGCUGCACUGCGAAAAUGGGAACGCCCGACGAUCCCAUGGCUGUCGUCGACCCCGAACUGAGGGUCUAUGGCGUUCCGGGUUUGAGAGUCAUUGACGCGUCCAUCAUGCCUACCAUCACGAAUGGUAACAUCAACGCCCCAGUCAUCAUGAUCGCCGAGAAGGGCGCUGACCUCAUCAAACAACAAUGGCUGUCCAAAGUCUGAUCACUCACGGUCUUUAGGGAGGCUCGGUUGGACGAAGUCGACUCUGUUCGUCCGUUUCGUCACGAGAUAGUCGUAAAGUCGAAUUUGGUAUCGUUGAUGUAACGAAAUAUUGGUGCGGAAUCACUUUCUCGACUCUACAAUGAAUUUGAUGGAGUUCAGUCGAUUUCGAACUAUGAGUGUUUUACACUUUGUUACUAUUUUGUACAGAAUUUCAGGCAAUUUGAAAAUUGCGAAAUUACGAUUACUGCGUUUGAACAAAUUGAAUGCGUAUAACACUAAAACAAAUUCUGCUCAAUAGCGCUGUGAAACGUACUUUGCCGAGGAAACUUCUCAAAUUUUAGUCGAAUAAAUCCCAGGGGUUAACGAUUCCCAAAGUCCGGCACACGCGUAGCUUAAGGGUACUUGAACUCAAUGAAGUCACUCGAAAUCAGUGAAGUUACUUGAGGUCAUUUGAUGUAAUUUGAAAUUGAUUGGCUUCACGACGUCUUUUGGAGUCUUGCAAUCACGAAGUCAGAUGUACCGUUAAUAGCAGAGGUUAACCUUUCGAGUGAAUCAUAAAUUUGUCGUCUUCAACUGAAAUUAUUCGACUAUCCGUUGAUUAUUUUCACUACUGACAUAUUGUUUGUCGUACGUUACACUUGUGAUAGUUUUUUAACGGAUAUCGAUACGUUGACUUGUAUAACAGUUUCUUUCACUCUGUUGCGAUUUAUUUUAUACAGUAGACUAUUAUAGGUACAGAAUUCUACGAGGAAAUUUUUUUUUCCCAAGGUUGACAUCGUGAUCAAUUCAUGACGAACAUGAUUAACAAAUAUGAGCAUAUUGAAUUGUCUAUUUGAAGAGAAAAAAGAAAUUCUUCCAGUGAAUUUGUGAAAAAUAGUUUUCUGAUCAGAAUGAAAUGUUGCAGAGUGAAAAUCAAAUAAGUCUUUAUACUUUAAACCAUGUUGAAUUAACGAUUUAGAAUGAAUAUCGAUAUUCAAGCUUUUAUUUAUAAUAUAUGGCAUUAUUGUUUUCUAUUUUUUGUUAAUUUUGAGAAAAAUCGUUGUAACUAGAGAAUAUUUCGAUUAGAUGAACACGAAAUGUGAAAAUUUUACGUUAUCGCAUCAAACAAAACUAACAAUUUUCAACUCACCAAUGUUUUUAACGAAAACGAGAUCGUAGAAAGGGGCAGAGAUAAUAUGUAGAAUUUUGUUCAGAGCUUUCGAAUUUGUUUCGAAGGACAAAACCGUUUUCAAAGUCCGUGAAGAUUCAGCUAUGAAACGUUUAAGAUGAAAGUGAACUUUUUGUCAGAUCAGCCGGCAGAAAAUGAUUUCACCGGCUGAUCAAACUCAGUGGGACUUAUAAAUAGCGAUAGGAAUUAUUUUGGGGAUGCGAAAUGUGGCCAAAGAAUUGUUUUCUUAAUGGUGCAAGGAAAUGUUGUUUCACUUAAUAUGACAAAAAGAAUGUGAAGUUGUGUUCUCAUCACUUCGUUGUUGAAUCAAAUGACAUUACCUUGGUUCUUGGAAAGUGAAAAUAAAUAAAUAAAUAAAUAAAUAAAUAAAUAAAUAAAUAAAUAAAUAACAUCGCAUUCGCUAUAUUUGCUAAAAAGAAAUAUUUCUCUGAAUGCAGUAAACCAAUGGGUGCAUAUAAAAGUUUAGGUUGUUGUCUCGUGUUUCAGGUGUUAUCAUAAUACUAAGAAAAUUGAUAAUAUUAUACAAAAUAAUAAAAAAUUAUUUUUAUAUUAAUGCAUAUCCGAUGACUGAGCUCAAGGAACAGUAAUUGGCGAUAAGAAAAUGCCUGAUUACCAUUAAAUGAAUAAUUAUCAUUAUUCUUGAUUCCUUUUAGCUGUUGAUAUGCCGAAUCGCAUAGUUUUUAACGAUUGUUGUACAACUGAUGUGAGAUUCCCAUAGCAAAGUCCGAAUAGGCGGGAAUUUCAAAUACGGGUUUUACGUACAGUUUUUUUACAUUGAAAAAAAAAAAAAAAAAAAAUCACCCUCUCUUCUACCAAUACAAUUGUAAAUACUAGACAGUUAUUGUUAAA